Molecule: messenger RNA, 2550 nt
Organism: Symbiodinium natans
Lineage: Eukaryota; Dinophyceae; Suessiales; Symbiodiniaceae
Source: the annotation of a GenBank genome assembly
AUGCAGGCAGAAGCGUCCCUGCGCGAGACAGUGCAGAAUCUGCAGGCAGGUGCAAUCGGUGAGCUUAAGAUGCGGGCGACAGUGCUGGUACAGUACCACCUUCACUGCCUUUACUUGAGCAGGCAGAGUUGGAGCAACAGAAGGCCUGUCGAUGCCCUUUGUGUAAACGUUGCAUUGUUGGACUGUGGCCAGGCAUCCAGCAGCAGUACGGCCGAUUCUCACCAGGCGGCAACGAAAGAACUGGCCCACUGCUCAACGUAUGCUUACAGUCUUAAAGUCUUAAAGCCUUCGGAAACGACGACGCUGGAGUUGAAAUCUGCAAGGGCAGAUGCCGACAAGGUCAAAGAAGAGUUUGAAGCGCUCAAGGAGCGAUUCGAUGCGGCUCAGAGGAGUGCUGAAGAGGUGGAGCUGAAGCGCUCGCAGGCAGAGGAAAUGCUUGCAGCUGAGCAGCAGCGCUUGACUGGCGUGCAGGCAGAGCUUGACGUGCACAAAGAAAGCACACGCCAGCUGCAAGCUGAACUCGAUGCGCAGAAGGAAAGUCUGCAGCAAGCCGAGAGGAGCGCGCAAGAAGUCGAGCAAAAACGAUCCGCAGCUGAGGAGCAACUUGCGGCCGAACAGCAGAAGUUGCAGACUGUGCAAGCCGAGCUUGAUGCACAGAAGGAAAGUCUGAAGGAAGCCCAGAGGAACACACAGGAACUUGAACUCAAGCGGUCACACGCAGAGGCACAGCUGGCCACCCAGCAGCAACGGCUGCAGAGCGCGAUGGACGAGUGCGAGAUCUGGAAGCAGCAGGCCACUGCAAGCAAAGACGGAUCGCAAGAAACCGUGAAGAAGCUGCAAGAGACGCUGCUGGCCGAUCUUCAGGCCGAACGCCAACGGUCUGCAACUCUCCAGCAAGAGAUUGCCCUCCAGAGCUCGAAGCAAGCAGCAGAGGCAACCGCCAUGCAGCAGCUUCAAGAUGAACUCAGGCGACAAAAAGAGGCCGAGUUGACGAUGAAGACGACAGUGCAAACGCUUCAGGCAGAGCUGCAACAAGAGAAGGCUGUUGCGCAACAGGAGAUGGCUGCACGGACUGCGACUCAAGCAGCCGAUGUGUCAGAGGCCCGUAAGCUUCAAGAUGAAUUGGUGCGCCAGCAAGCAGCAGAAGUCACCCUGCGCGCAACGAUGCAGAACCUUCAGGAAGAGCUGGCGCAGGAACGGGCUCGUGCUGCAGAGGCUGCGUCAAAGUAUGCCGCAGCGUCGCAGGUGCGCGAGGCUGCCUUGCAAGAGGUUGAUUCCGUGGAGUCGCAGACACGAAACAUUCGGGAGCAGAUGGAGGCGCAGUUGUCAGAAGAAAGGCAGAGAGCCCGAGACUUGGAGGCCAAGUACGAAGCGCUGCGAGACGCCCACGAGACCGCGGUCCGGGUCUUUGCCGAGAACGUCAGCGUCAAGCAGGAGGACGCUUCGGCAAGGAUGUCUCCAGCCGAAGGCUCCAUCGCAGGCCAGGCUCUGCACAUGGCCAUCCAAGAGGCUCUCGGAAAAGAGAAGCUCGUCCGGGAAGGGUUGCUGAAAGACCAGGAGCGCCUGGAAGAGACGACCAAGAGCCUGCGUGAGCAAAUGCAGAAGGUGCAUGUAGUGGCAAGUGAGCUGGAGGCGAAGGUUCAGGAAUCAAAGUCCCGACUUGAUGCAGCUGAAGGUGAACGCCGUGGAAUCGUUCAGACGGUGGUGCACGAAGAUGUCAGGGAUGCCUCCAUGGCAGACCAGGGCCUGCGGAGGCAGAUCGAGUCGGCUCGCCAGGUGGAGCUGCAGCUCGAGAGCAGAGCAUCCGCUGCAAAGGCCUCGCUGGAAGAAGAGCGCUACCGUGUGGAGCAGCUGAAGCAGGAAUACACGCAUCUGUUGCAGGGCCAGCAGGACAUGGUCCAGGCAUCCCAAAAACACUUGGAGACGAAGCUCGAGGAGCUCGGCAGCCAGAUGCGCGAGAUGAAAGCAACGUUUCUGGAGUCUGCACGCACAAACAAGCAGGAGUCCGAUCUCGCAAGCCAAUUGGCAAUGGUCUCCGCUGUUAAUUCGAAGCUGGAGACGGCUGUGGCCGAGCACUUGGGGAUCUUGGGGCAUGGUUUGCACGUCGCAGUCCUUGGCAGUGCUUGGCGCAGGUGUGUGAGGGCUUUGCAUGGUUUGUUGUUUGUGUGUACGCGCAUGGCUUUUUGCGUCUCAAACAUUCCAAGAAUUCAAAAAGUGCGAACGAGGCCAAAGAAGCGAGGAGCCUGGAACCAUCCAGGUGCUUGGCCUCCUCCUGUGGGCCGCACACAACUGCAUACUUUUUUCACAUGCUGGGUAUCAGAACUCGGGAAGGCCGGCGCCUGUGCCUGUGAAGGAGGCUGUGGCUGCACCUCAAGUCGUGCCCUGCCUGGGAUGUCACUGCGUGACUGCGUGUCAUGUUGCUGCAGUGCAGCACACAAAGCGUUGGUAGCUCUUGAUGAGGACAUGGCAGCGCGCCCAGCCAAGUCACCAAAGAGAUCUGCGAUGCAGGAGUUUUGUAAGCCGGGCGUUCUUUGCACGAUCGCUGUGUAA